AUGCCACCUAAACGCAAGGCGGUGAGUGCGGCGGACGUCAAGAGCGACGGUCCUCCAACCCGGACUAGCAAGAGAAUUCGCGAUAAGCAGUUACAGGCUGCCGCAAAGCUAGUCAGUGAUGCCGGCCAUCUCGAAACAAAAGCUAUGUCAUCAGCGCCGAAGCAGAAUGCGGCGAGGAAAAGAGGCCCUUGGGGGGAAGACUAUCUCAUGACGAGCACAAAAUCAGCUUUGGCCCAUGCAGACCUAGUGAGGCUGUUUUCAAACCCUAAAGCAUGGGAAUGCCUAGAGGAAGACGAAAAACGAGAGCUGCUCUCUUUACUACCAGCGCAUAUUCACCCAAACCCCGAUCCAGAUCCCAACGAUCCAGAAGCAAAAAUUCCACCCUUACCCGAAACCUUUCUGCGCUACGACAACAACUGGCGCGCGGCACUGCGCAAUUUCCAGUCCGAUCUCGAGUCUGGUCGGUACAGACCUGAUUGGCAGCGACAAGCCAAACAGGCCGUCCAGGAAAGAGCACAGGGCAAAUUCGACGAUUACAAGGAGCAGGAGUUCGAGCAGUUCUGGGGCCAGAAACAGAAGAUCAAUCAUGGCUUGAUUGCUGGGGAGAGUUCGAAAGUCAAGUUGGAGACGUUGAUUGCGCAUGAUGUUGUGAGGGUGGGGGAUGUUUGGAAGUAUUGCCGUGUGUUUGGGGGAAAGAAGGCGCAGAUCCUGGUAGAGAAGGAGGUCAAGAUCACGGCUAUUGAUGGUGCGAAACUGAGCUUUUUGAUGCCGACUGGACAGAGGGUGUUUUUGAGCGCGGGCAGUGAUUUAAAGUCCGCAGACGGGAAGAUCGAGAAUGAAAGGGAACGGAGCGCAGGUGAGGGGACUGAGGACAUCAAGACUGAAGGCAAGAUCGUCGGAUUCGAGAGAAUUGAAAAUAGCAUUAGCGACGGGAAGACUGAGAAUGCGGAUGAGGUCAAGGACAAUACACAAAUGGACAUUGAUCUGCAUCCAGCUUCCCAACCAGGCGAAGAUCCACCAUCACAGGCACUUGAUGAGCACACACAGGGCCAUGCUAGCACACAGUACAAUCUCAAGGGACUUCUCGACUAUGCCCUACCAUCGGUAGAGGCCACGGCCGAAGGGGAGAAAGAUAAAAUUGACUCGAAAGAAUCAAAACCGACAGCGCACCAGCAAGAGGCACCAGAAAGUCCGGUCGCAGAAGUUGGAAUCCGUCGGAAGAGAGGACGUCCUGCGAAACGCAAAUCUCCUCACGAUGAAGUCCAACACACUCCGAUUGAAGUCAAUGGAGCUACAGAAAUCGAAGCAGCAGGACUUUCUAAAGAAGAUGUCGAGGAACCCGCAGCCAUCACCGAGAACGGCGUCAAUGCAGACCCCCUUCAAGAGUCAGCACCUGAGCAGGAACACAAAAAUGCCGACUCUUCGCAGCAGUCUACGACUCCAACGACGGCGAACCUUCGUGAAACUGCACUAUCACCCAAGUUCGAAGAGUCAGAAUCAGCACAAUGCAGUGCGACCGCCACACCCCUAGAAGUCGAGAUUCACGAUAUUGCAGGACCAAACGCCCUUAUGAAGAAGAUUCUCGAGACCGACGGCCGUGUUAAAAAUCCUCCAAAUGGAAAUGCCUGGAAGGAAAUUCGCUGCUACAGAAACAAUCAGGAUAUGGGCAGUUUAUGGGAGGUCAGACAGGCCUGGUACGUCAAGUACCAGCAGGACUAG
This is a messenger RNA of Talaromyces amestolkiae, 1719 nucleotides long. RefSeq lists its product as uncharacterized. The transcript has 3 exons. Bases 1 to 1719 code for a protein of 572 amino acids. Lineage: Eukaryota; Fungi; Ascomycota; Eurotiomycetes; Eurotiales; Trichocomaceae. The record is from RefSeq and is a predicted model, not a curated record.